UCGCCAUCAUGUUGGUAUAAAUGUAAUCUGUCUAUGUUUGAAAUUCCUCGGAAAAAUUUUACUAUUUUCCUGUGAAAACUGUGGAUCUAUUAACGAAUAAACGAUAAUUCUUAAGACUAAAAUUUAGAUAAAUAUUAUUGUAAGGUAUUUGUCGGGUUUUCUUUUAGACAGUGUUAGUAUUUUUUGUGUUUUUUACGUUUUAAUCCAGCAUGGCGGAUCCGAUAGAGUUGCGUGCAAGUGUAAAUUCGAUUAAACGAGUAGAUCCAUAUGUUAAAAACAUUCUGGCCACCGCAACGCAGGUCGCCCUGUACAAAUUCAAUAUCGCCCGCAACGAGUGGGAAAAAACCGACAAGGAAGGCGCCCUAUUUCUCUACAGUAGAAAUGGGGAGCCGUACCACAGUGUUAUGAUCCUAAAUAGGCUGAAUAAAGAGAAUUUUAUCGAGCCUAUUGUAAGAGAUUUCGACUAUCAGAUGCAACUACCUUUCUUACUGUAUAGGAAUUCUAAAAGUAAAAUAUUUGGCAUCUGGUUUUUUAAUAGAGACGAGUGCAUACAAGUUGCUGAUCUUAUCAAGUCCCUCAUGGAGAAAACUAACGCGGAGGAAGGGAUACAUCGCCUGGAUAGGCGGCAGAAUGGACAAGGAAGCAUUGACAUAUUCAGUAUGCUGUCCAAAGCGCAGGAAACUUUCAACAAAACCCCAACGAAGCAGGACUCAGUGCCUGUCUCAUCAACCCCCAGAGUUCCUGAUGUCACAUCAAAAAGUGUAAUGGACUUUUUUGCAAAGGCCAGCACUAACAACACCACCCAAAAAACACCAGCUAGCAGCGAAAAUGUGUUGCAUCGACUCAUGUCCAAUCCAGCACAUAGCGUUGAGCAUAUAGAAAAGCAACAGCGGUCUGUGACGCCUCAAGAGCAUUGCUCGGGGAUCAGAAUAGAAGCAGAUGGUACUAAUAGGAGGAGUGUACCGAUAAAUAUACCAGGAACCAGUGGAACUCAUGUGCCGUUAGAUAAUUUUGAGAUAAACGGUCCUAAUGUUUCUCACGUUUCGCCGUCAAAUCAGAACGUGUCCUGCUCACCUUUAGCAUUUCUGAUGCAACAAAACCAGCCUAAAGCCCUUCCUAACGAGUCGUUACAACAUUCUGUUAGUAUGUUCGAUAACAACAACAAAGAUAAUAUCUAUAAAUUGCUUAAAGGAAAACAGUCUGUAGAGUCACAACAGUCUGAUAAAUCCGCUAAUAAUUCGUUGAGUUCCAAAGAGUUGUUGAAGUUUUUCGAUAACAGACCUUUGUUGAUGACACCCAUGAUGUUCACCUCGCCUAAUGUGUCAAAAGAAAAAUCCCCAGCCAAAAUGGAGCCUGUUGAAAUGUUAACUGAAAAACAACUAGCCCAAGCUUUGAUAUACCUUUUGAAAAAUAAUGAAGAUUUUAUCAAACAAAUUCACCAAGCUUAUACAAAUUCGAUUCUGGAAAAAGUGGACAAGUCAAAAGACGCAGGAGAUCUAUAAAGAUAUAGUCUUGUAAGUUAUUAUUUAUUUUUAUUAAUUUUUUGUUUAGUAGCGACGAAAGUUAAAUAUUUUUCGAUGUUAACUUCAACAAGAACUGAACUAUAGUGAAAUUUUUAAAGAUAGUUGUUUUACGUAGUAGGUUCGAAUUUUUGUGAUAAUUGAUUUUUAUAGACCAAAUAUAAUUUCAAAUCAUAUAAAAAAGCAUGUACUGAAAUCUCUUGUUUUUUAAGCUUUACAUUUUUUGAACCUAUUGAAGGCUCAGAGUGAUAAAUAGUUGAAAAAAACGCUCUGAACAAGAUUAGUGUUAAAUUUUGAGUAUAUUACUUUAAAACACAUAAACAUGAUACUGUGUUAUAUUUUUUUAACCCAAUGAAGAAUCAGAGUGAUAAAUAUGAAAAAAAAAACACUCUGAACCUUGAUUUUUGCAUGUAAUUCUCAAAUAGAGCAAAAAUAUAAUUUCAAAUAAUAUAUUUGUACUAAAAUAUCUUGUUUUGAGCUUUAAAUAGGUUUUUCAACUGGCUUUAACUUAACUACGGCUCAGAGUGAUAAAUAGUUUAAAAGACGCUCUGAACAAAAUACUUGGUUUUGAAAUUUUGAUUAUGUUACUUUAGAAUAUACAUAAUGUUGUGUAUUAUAUUUUUUUAACUCUAAUGAAGAAUCAGAGUGACAAAUAACAAAAAAAACGCUCUGAACAUUGAGUUUUGCUGUUAAUUUUCAAAUAGCGCAAAUAUAAUAAUUUCAAGUAAUAUAUUUAAUUUGUACCAAAAUAUUUUGUUUUGGGCGUUAAAUUUUUUUAACCAGUGAAAGCUCAGAGUGGUAAAUAAUUGAAAAAAAACGCUCUGAACAAAAUAUUUAAUUCUUCUUCUUUGAUUAUGUUUCUUUAUGACACAUAUACGUGAUAUUGUGGUAUAAUUUUUAACUUCAAUGAAGAACCACAGUGAUAAAUAGUGAAAAAAACCACUCUGAACAAACUAUUUAGUUGUUCAAUUUUGAUUAUGUUACUUUAUAACACAUACACGUGAUAUUUUUUCAUGCGUUAUUUUUUCGAAUUGCGAAUCAGAGUGAUAAAUAGUGAAAAAACGCUCUGAGCAAACUAUUUAAAAAAAUAGUGUAAAAUGCGCUCUGAAAAAUAUAUCUAGUUCUUCAAUGCAUGAUAUUAUGUUAUAUUAAGCAUUACAAUGAAGAAUCAGAGUGAUAAAUAGGGCAAAAAGCACUCUGAACCCAAUUUUAGUUGAUUAGUUUUGCUUCUAACUGUCAAAUGAGUUGGUUAGUAUACUGUAUAAUAAUAUACAUACUGUUGUGUUGUAUCAAGCAUCAUAUUGAGAUUUUUUAGUACCCAAGCUGUUUUUUUUUUUAAUUAAAUUUAAUUAUGUUUGGUCUGUGCUUUAAUAUAGUCAAUCAAUAUCAGUAAACCUGAUAGGUUUCAAUUUUUUUAUUUAGUUUUGCUACAUGACAUAGAAGCACUUUAAAAUAUCUUCUAUAAUUUUUUUGGGAUGUAUGUUUUCCUAAAAAAAUACAUUUUUUUAUACUAUGUAUAUAUAAAAUGUUUUACUAUACGUUUUUUGAAGAAUAUUAAAUUAAAAAAACUUAUAGGAUUCUUAAAAGAAAAAGAAAAUUUUCGCGUUUUUUUUUCGACAAAUAAAUAUCAAAUAGAAAUUAAAAAAUCUCUGGUAAUAUUUAAUUAGAAUAAAUAUUUUUAUUUUCUUUAUGUAAAAAAUGUGUGUUUUUAACCGAAUCGAGUUUUUUGUUUGUUUGUGUAUUGUUUCUAGGUAAAAAAAGAUAGGCUGGCUGUGAUCAUACAGUACAACUGAAAAAAAAACAGAUAUAAAACCAGUGUUGUCAAUUUUAGAGAUUUUUACUUAAAAUUAGUGGUAAAAAUAUUAGGUUUUAUUCAAAUUUGAGACUUAACUUAAAAAAAAAACACCUUUAAAUUUAGUUAACUUGGUAGCUCUAUUUAAAACAACU
Molecule: messenger RNA, 3467 nt
Organism: Sitophilus oryzae (rice weevil)
Lineage: Eukaryota; Metazoa; Arthropoda; Insecta; Coleoptera; Curculionidae
Gene: DCP1
Product: mRNA-decapping enzyme 1B
Exons: 3
Coding region: 210-1502 (430 amino acids)
Biological process (GO): deadenylation-dependent decapping of nuclear-transcribed mRNA; deadenylation-independent decapping of nuclear-transcribed mRNA; positive regulation of catalytic activity
Cellular component (GO): P-body
Molecular function (GO): enzyme activator activity; mRNA binding
Source: RefSeq, a predicted model, not a curated record